This is a messenger RNA of Betta splendens (Siamese fighting fish), 486 nucleotides long. RefSeq names its product lymphocyte antigen 6G-like. The transcript is spliced from 4 exons. Bases 87 to 392 code for a protein of 101 amino acids. Lineage: Eukaryota; Metazoa; Chordata; Actinopteri; Anabantiformes; Osphronemidae. The record is from RefSeq and is a predicted model, not a curated record.
GUCAAAGUUCAGGCAACGGUCAAACCAGGUGAGCAGAGUGUCAGCAGUACAAAAGGCAAGUGGAUCGUCGGGAGGCAGGCGGACAGAUGCAGCUUCGUGGAGUCCUGACCGUCCUGGUAAUGAGUCUGUGCACAGCUCAUGGAUUAAAAUGUUACCAAUGUGUGAACACUGACCCUAAGAGCUGCACAAACAUAAUCACUUGUUCAGCUGGAGUGGACCGCUGUUCCUCCGUCUCUUUGAACGGUUUCCUCACUAAGACCUGCAUGAACAGUAACUUAUGUGUAGGUCCAAUCUCCUGCUGUGAGGGAGACUUGUGUAAUGGGGCCAUACCUACUGGUCCCAGUGCCGUCCUCUUGCUGGUGUCCUCAGCCAUAAUCACAGUCUUUAUCUGAUGAUGUGGAAAAGCUAAUAGCUUUUCCAAUUAUGGAAGAAACCAUUGAACGAAAACAAAAAGGUGAUUUAACUAAUAAAGUAACUUACAUGACA